ACGCUCUCUUUAAUUUGUCUGAAGAAGGAAAGGAGAAGCAGAGAGAGAGAGACGACAUUCUCGUCGAUCGUCGGCGGCCGGAGAAGUGAUGGCAAGCGGGUUGAUGCUGGAGGAGACUGAGCUGCGUCUGGGACUGCCGGGCGGCGGCGCCGGAGAAUUAGCGGAGGUGGCGGUGAUCAGGAGCUCCGGGAAGAGAGGCUUCCUGGAGACAAUUGAUCUGAAGCUGAAGCUUCAAACUCCUGUGGAGAGCAAGGAAUCAGAGUCCGCCGAGCAAGGAAACAAGGCCACUGAUCCUCAUGAGAAGCCACCAGCUCCCAAGGCACAGGCGGUGGGUUGGCCUCCGGUUCGAUCGUUCAGGAAGAACAUUCUCAACGUGCAGCAGCAGUCUGAGAGCAAGAACAAGGAAGAACAAAGCGACAAGGCCGCCGCUGCUGCCGCCGCCUUUGUGAAGGUGAGCAUGGACGGGGCUCCUUACCUUCGUAAGGUAGACCUGAAGACCUACAAGAGCUACCAGGAACUCUCCACGGCCUUGCAGAAGAUGUUCUCCUCCUUCGCCACCUCCGGAAAUUAUGGAUCUGAGGAAGGAGUACUAAGAGUGAGGGAUUUCAUGAACGGCGCCGGCAAGGUGACGGCGCUGGUGAUCAAUGGAUCCGAGUAUGUGACGACUUAUGAAGACAAGGACGGCGACUGGAUGCUCGUCGGGGACGUUCCUUGGGAGAUGUUUGUUGACUCCUGCAAACGCUUGCGAGUCAUGAAGGGAUCAGAGGUCGUCGGACUUGCACCGACGGCAAUGGAGAAACGCAAGAACAGAGGCUGAAAAGUGAUGGGCCAUAUUCGACGAUUAACCAGCACAUAAUUAAGCUUCUGGAUUAAAUUAAGUGUACUUGCUGUGCAUUUGUAGUGUGCUUUUCCAUAUAUGUUUUAUGUAUUUGUCUUUGCUUGUAUAAUUCUUGAUACAGAUAUUUUCUUUUAUUUUCUGUCUUUUUUUGUAUGGACAGUAAACAGUGUUGCUCAUCUCGAACAUUGCUAUGUGCC
Molecule: messenger RNA, 1035 nt
Organism: Zingiber officinale
Lineage: Eukaryota; Viridiplantae; Streptophyta; Magnoliopsida; Zingiberales; Zingiberaceae
Product: auxin-responsive protein IAA30-like
Exons: 5
Coding region: 89-817 (242 amino acids)
Biological process (GO): regulation of DNA-templated transcription
Cellular component (GO): nucleus
Molecular function (GO): protein binding
Source: RefSeq, a predicted model, not a curated record